This is a messenger RNA of Halichondria panicea, 1657 nucleotides long. RefSeq names its product exportin-5-like. The transcript has 13 exons. NCBI's taxonomy places the organism in Eukaryota, Metazoa, Porifera, Demospongiae, Suberitida, Halichondriidae. The coding region runs from base 58 to 1500 and encodes 480 amino acids. Gene Ontology annotation, molecular function: nuclear export signal receptor activity; small GTPase binding; RNA binding. Gene Ontology annotation, biological process: protein export from nucleus; RNA export from nucleus. The record is from RefSeq and is a predicted model, not a curated record. Gene Ontology annotation, cellular component: RNA nuclear export complex; cytoplasm; nucleus.
AUGCUUGAAAAUUAGGAAGUGGGAGGGGCUGAAUGCUGCAAGACCACGAGGUUGAAGAUGGCUGUCCAAUGGUCCUCUGAGCAUGAGAAGCAGGAUGCCUUGUUGCUGCUGUGUCGAGACCUCAUAUCCUGUGUCAACAAGAUCAUGGACCCCUUGUCCAUUCAGGCAGAGAGAGCAGAGUGUAGUCAGAAAGUGGAGCAGUUCAAAGAUGAGAGUCCGUACUGUUUGACGUGUGGCUUCAUUCUGUCUGAGGAGCACGUCCCUGUCAUCAAGCACUUUGGAUUGCAACUCAUGGAGCAUUUUGUUAAGUAUCGAUGGAGAAGCUUGAGUCUUGAUGAAGGCAGAGAGUUCCAACUGAACCUGCUUCAGUUCCUCUCAAAUAAACUCCUUCCUUAUGAUCAAGAGCCCACUUUCGUUAAGGAGGCUCUGGCUAGGGUCACCGUGGAAACAGCCAAAAAGAUGUGGCCGCAGAGAUGGGACUCGUUUAUCACUGACUUGGGGACUGUCUCCAAGUGCGGGUCCACCCAGGUGGAGCUGGUGUUGCUGAUAUUCCGUCGUCUGGCUGAGGACAUCCACGGGUACGAGUCUGGCAUGACCUCAGGGCGUAAGAGGGAGAUGGCAGCUGCCCUCAACCAGCAGUCUCAGACAGUCUUCACUUUUCUCAUUAGCAACUUAGAGUCUCCUCUGUCGGAGCCCCUUCGUCGAACUGCCCUGAGCACGAUAGUCAGCUUUGUGGAGUGGGUGGAGUUUCCCACCCUCCUGAUGGAGGACGCCAAGCUUAUUAAGCUCCUCUACAACCUCAUAGGGGUGGAGGAACUUAAGACGGUCGCCUGUGAGUGUCUACUGCCUAUCCUCUCCAGAAAAGGUGAUGUUCGCAAGACAGAGGGAGACAGGACCACAAUUCUCUCAUUGCUUCUCUCCACUGAAGCUCUCAAUGGAAUCAUGGCUGCUUCAAUACUGGCCAACUCGCAAGGUGUGGUGGAGGAGCAAUACGUGUUCCUGAAGAGGGUGUGUCAAGUCCUGGUCCACUUGGGCACCUCUCAGCUGGCACUGCUCUGGACAUACUCUCUGACAUUCAAGCCUCCGGAGGCUCUGGAACUGUACCUCCAGGUUGUGGCUGAGUUCACUAAACACAACAGCCAGCUGCUGAGUCUGACAUCAGCUGAUGUGUGGAUCACGUUCCUCUCCCACAAUCACCUGAAGGACCACCCAGUGUUCAAGGACCAUCUCACACACCUCCUCACAAUAGCCAGACAGAAACUGCUCAAGGUGGGUGACCCUGAUGUGUACGACCAUGUCAGUUCAGAGUAUUCCCGUCUGGACUUUGAUGGGGCGGAUAACUUUAUGCUCUUCUUUGCGACAUUUCGUGGUAAGAUGGUAAAGAUACUUAGUCAAGUGUCUCUUCUGGUUCCAAGAACAGCUGCUGUAGAAGCUCUCACCGUCACUGAGCAGAUGGUCCAGAAGAAACUUGAACCUGGGCAAGGAAGUGGGAGGGGCUGAAUGCUGCAAGACCACGAGGUUGAAGAUGGCUGUCCAAUGGUCCUCUGAGCAUGAGAAGCAGGAUGCCUUGUUGCUGCUGUGUCGAGACCUCAUAUCCUGUGUCAACAAGAUCAUGGACCCCUCGUCCAUUCAGGCAGAGAGAGCAGAGUGUAGUCAG